Molecule: messenger RNA, 2777 nt
Organism: Xyrauchen texanus (razorback sucker)
Lineage: Eukaryota; Metazoa; Chordata; Actinopteri; Cypriniformes; Catostomidae
Product: beta-1,3-galactosyl-O-glycosyl-glycoprotein beta-1,6-N-acetylglucosaminyltransferase 4-like
Exons: 3
Coding region: 357-1640 (427 amino acids)
Cellular component (GO): membrane
Molecular function (GO): acetylglucosaminyltransferase activity
Source: RefSeq, a predicted model, not a curated record
UGUUAUAUCUUUAAAUAGUUAAACGUGUAUUUAUGUGUAAGCCUUAUCGAAACUUGCGCAAUUAUCCCCAUAAAUGCUGUUAAGGCAGCUCUCUGGUUUUCAAGACAUUCCCUGGUGUGUAGUGGGCGGACAGGACUUUUAUUUAGUUUACUCCUCACACUGCUUCCCUUGUCAAACUUAUAAACUAAAGUAAGCAGUCUCUGAAGUUAUUGAUGUCGAGCUGAGUGACGGUCAGACUACAUAAUCUUAGCAGCUUGUCUCUUCAAAUUGUCCGUUGCACACAGGUUCAUAAAAUGGAAUGUUGAGAAACAUUUGAUGGAAAGUGACACAAAACAAAAGACUGGUAGUCUGCAAGAAUGAAAAGAAGAUGUGUCUUACAUUGGUUAAGAUGCAAGUUCUGUGUGUCCGUCCUGUCAUUAUUUGUCGUGCUGAAGCUGGUUUUCAUAACGUUUUCAGUGGACAGCAGUAUCUUCAUCGGGCUCUAUCCUACACAUAGAUUAUCAGAAACCCACUCUCUGGAUAGCAUUAACUGCACAGACAUUUAUAAUCUCGAACCGGUGGAAAUUGGCAAGUCAUUGGAGAUAAGACGCAAAGAAGUUGAGGAAAAUGAUGACGAAAGUCUUGUUUCUUUCACUGCGGACUGCAAGAAUUACACAGAACAGAGGGGCUAUAAUGCGAUCUAUGAAACCAAAGAGGAACACAGCUUUCCACUUGCGUACUCUUUAGUGGUGCACAAGAACAGCGCAAUGGUGGAAAGGAUUAUUCGAGCCAUAUAUGCACCACAGAACAUUUACUGCAUCCAUUACGACCAAAAAUCCUCGAAACAUUUUAUAGAAGCAUUGAAGAACUUGGAGAAAUGUUUGCCCAAUGUAUUCAUUGCCUCUAAACUUGAGUCAGUUUACUAUGCACACAUUUCAAGACUCAAUGCAGAUCUCAACUGCCUUUCAGACCUGCUGAACUCAAAAGUCAAAUGGAGGUAUGUUAUCAAUUUGUGUGGCCAGGACUUCCCACUCAAAUCCAAUUAUGAGCUGGUGACUGAGCUCAGCAAACUGAAUGGUAAAAACAUGCUUGAAUCAAGCCGGCCCAGUGAACUGAAAAAGAAGCGAUUCCAGUUUCAAUAUGAACUUAAAGAUGUAUCUUCUGAGUACCAGAAAAUGCCAGUUGAAACCUCAAAAGAUAAAGACCCACCACCACAUGGCAUUGAGAUGUUUGUUGGGAGUGCUUACUUUGUCUUGACACAUGAUUUUGUUAGAUAUAUUAUUACCAAUCAACUGGCAAAAGACUUUCUGCAGUGGUCAGCUGACACAUAUUCUCCCGAUGAGCACUUUUGGGCAACUAUGACCAGAGUGCCUGGAGUUCCUGGGGAGAUCCUCAGAUCUGAGCCUGAUGUUACUGACCUAAAGAGUAAGACACGUUUGGUCAAAUGGAACUAUCUGGAAGGAUAUCUUUAUCCGCAAUGCACUGGCACACACAUGCGCAGUGUUUGCAUCUAUGGUGCCACAGAGCUCCAUUGGCUUCUGAACUAUGGCCACUGGUUUGCAAACAAGUUUGAUCCCAAAAUCGACCCUGUCAUUAUUAAAUGUCUCGAAGAGAAACUUGAUGAGAAGCGUGUUCAACAUUACCUGAACAGAGACUCUUAAAAAGAGGGGCAUUUUGUUAUUUAUUCUGCUUUGUGUUGAUUGAAACGUGUAUGUUUGCUGCUGAUUUGGGUCCAUUCAAAAAAAUAACUGUGGGAAAGGUCAGCUGGAUUUCUGAGUCUACCCUGUUACUUUGUUGUCAUCCACUCCAUAUACAAAAUCAGUAUAAAUGCGUUUAUUUCACAUUUGGAAGGGCAUUUCUGCUUUAGCUUUGUUGCUCUUCCCAAAAAUAAAUUAAUAAAUUAUAUGUGCCUUAGCUAUGAAUUCACUUGUUUUAAUUGAUUAAUUCCAAUACUGAAAGUUGCAUUAUUGAAUCUGUUUAGAUGGGAUCUUUUUAGGGUUUCAGCAGUGAGGGUUUUGCUUGUUUUUGUGUUUCUUUCAUAUGCAAAUAAUUAUUACUUGCCUUCAAAGUAAAAAUACUGUAUAUUGUUUAAUGAAUUGAUAGCAAUAUCUAUAAAGUUUCUCUCUUUUUAAGUGUAAUACACUUGCAUUUCUGAAUAGUAAUUUAUAUGGUGAUGCUGUGUCAUUUUAUACAUUAAAAUAAUUGACGAUCUCUACUGUACUGUCUGGUCAAUGUUUACUUUAUAAAAUCAUUUCAGCUAUUGUAAUUUUAUUGAAAUAGUCUUCCUCCUCACCUCUAUGAAACAAUAGUUUAAACAAAACAAUGUGGUCACACCUGUGUAUUUAGAGCUGUACAAUGUCCCUCAUAAUUUUCUUUAAACAGUUUUAUUUCUUCAGAGUAGGCUUAUGGAUGUACUUUGUGUUUGCUUGCAUUCUGCUUGUUUGCACUAUACACAAUGUGAUAAAAUAACUUGUUUAAACAGGAUGCAGAUAUGUGCAUUAUCGUCAAAAGCCCUAUUCGGAUGGGACUACUUUUCCGGACAUACUGUAUGUCUGUAAUAUAAUUAUUAUUGCGGAUAUCUGCUAUGUUUAGUUGUUGGCCGAUAUGUAAGGGUAAUGUACAGUCAGCCUGUUGUUAUCGCAUAUCAUUACAUAGCUCUCUGGAAUACCCGAUAACGAUUGAUCAAUUAGCGAUCAGAUAUUUCUCAGUAACAACCACACAUCCAUGUAUCAGACCACUCAUCUGGCUUAUUGCAAGUCAUCUUUCCUGCUUCUCGGAUCAUUGUGAGAUCUCUACAA